GCCACUCGUUCUCUUCACAGAUACAAAGGCUCAAAGUAUGGCUAACAGAUGCCUGUGUCUUCAGUGCGCCUCCACUCUACACCAACCAUGCCUUUGAACAACUCAGCUUCUAUCCCAUGCUUGAAAUCGAUACCGAGGCCUCCUUUUAUCACGACAAAGUAAAGGGUGCAAGAUGUUUACCUCUGCAGCAACCUCGCGUCUACUGCGACGUGCCAACUCCGCGACAGCAAUGCAUUGUCUUUGGAGUGCCAGGUUUGAUGUGCUUGACAUUCGAUGUCCAAAUUGCCUCAGCCACACCACUUGAGUUUCGUGUAGUUUGGAUGCUCCCAAACCGAAACUGAACAAUGUGCUUUCUUCACGAGGUUGAGAAACUUGCAAGCCGGUCUUAACGCUCAAUGCCAUGUUAGCUACGUCUGCCAUCACGUUGCUGCCCGCAGCUUCACCUAUACCGCCAGCAUCCUUAACGGCAACGGCAACGUCAGCCUUGCCGGGCAACCACUAUGAAGCCGCUUUGAAGCCUCGCCAAACAGAUUUCUGGCCAGCAGACUUUUGGCCAGAAAAAUUCCCCCCUGAUCGUUGGCCAGGACGAGGCUGGGGCGCGACAUCUAGGCCGUGUCAUGCUAAUCAAUUCUAUUCUUGCGCCGGUCCCUACAUGCGCGGGGAUCAAACUUGUCAAAACAACAACGGCGUCAACACCUGGGGAAUGACGGCGGGUUGGGGUUGCUUCUGCGAACAUGCAAAGAAGUUUUUCAAGUGCAUGUCCCAAGCUGAGAAUGACGACCCAAAUUGUUGGAAUGAUGGAUAUGAUGGCGACAAUUGGCAACUGAAUUGGUAUCAAAACUGGUGUGGAGAUACUCCUCCUCCGUCCGUGAUGGCCGAGAUGUCACAGCCACGGACCGUUGACGUAAGCUUGACCAAGCCUGAUGUUGUAUAUGCAGUCAGUGAUGAGGAUCACGCCCCUCUUACUCGAGUCAAUGACCCGAUUUAUACAGGAUCGGGUUCUCUUCUUUCCGGCGAGUGUACAUCGACGGAUUUCACUCUUGUGGGCGCGAACGAGGGUUACACCAUGUACUAUGUCGGCCUCCAAGGCUGUAACGACGACCGGCCUCAGUGUUGCCCAUGGCCAGUCGCUGCAAAUUCUGCAACGAACUCAUUUUCUGCCACUGUCAACGUCGAGGUAGAGCCCGAAAUUGAGAUCGAACACAAGCGUGGCGACAACUAUCCCCAACCUGCUCGUGGUUAUUCGGCGAAACUGAAACAGUGCCCGGAUGACUACUAUUCUGUUUCGGGUGGUUGCUGCCCUGCCGGAUACUUUUUCUUCACGUCCGCCAUCGGUGGCCAAACACCUUGCUGGAGCCCUCUCGGUAGCACAGCCAGCAUUCCACCCAUAACCCAUGUCGCGGCUGCAUAUAAUUCGAUUGCCACGAACACCAGCGUUACUGGUAGCGAUGGUGAUGGUGGUAAUGAUGACCCUAAUGAUAUCGAUUCACUACCUACGUCCGCCGUCAACAACGUAAUUUUCUCCCGCCACUACCCCGUCGACAAUCCCACAGCCCUUUCCGUCGGUGGUUACAUUGGUAUUGCCCUUGGUAUUAGCAUCACAAUUAGCACGGCUCUCGCAGCCAUCAUCUGGUUCUGGCUACGGCGGAGAAAGCGGAAGACAGCGAGAUUAAGAAGAGCCGCGCAACAAGCUGACAACGACAAUUACCCUGGCAUAUGGGACGGCCACCACGGCUCAGAUGAACAGUUAUUCCAAUUCCCUCCACAAGAACUCGACACGUUCGGACAAAACGGAAAACCGACAGCAUUGGAUCGCGUGGCCGCCGCUGGUACCAAAAAUGGCGGAGAUGCCGCUCAACAAGCUCAGUAUCUUCGACAGCUCCAGCAGUCAUUCGGCUUCCACAAUGUUGGCACGCAUGCGCACAGCAACGGUAUAAAUUCAGACUUCACACCCGGUUUGCCCCUCUCAGUCCAUAUUCCACCUCGUGUAAGCUCGGCCGCCGCAGCCGCUGGAUUAUCGACCCUGCCGCCCAUUUCAUCCACUAGGUCGAAACUUCCUCCCAUCAAUAACGACGGAAGUCCUUGUGGUGCGCAUGCAGUUGAAAGUGGAGAUAUUGACUCUAAAGGUGGAAAACCUGAAGGUGAGACAAAAGAAGGGGCUUUGCAAUAUGCCGGUGGUGGGUCGGGUGCAGCAGGGAGUUCUUCUUUUCUCCAUGGAGACCAGCGGCAACGGCGAUCCCACCCGACUGAACUUGAAGGAAACUCGGUUGCUGUGCCUGGUGGAAGUGGGAGCGGGUAUGGGCUUGAGGUGGAGGGAGAUCAUGAGCCGCCUCCUGAGUAUAGGGAGUUCUAAGUGGAGUGCCGGGUUUGGGGUGAGGGAGCGUCAGGGGAGACGUAGGUUGACGUCGCUUUUCACCAAGUUGUUGUUUUGAGAUAUUCUCCUUGAGAAGUCAACCACAUAUUUACCACAUUUGGUUUCGUUGUUUCUUCCACGGUAGAGAAUAUGAGGUACCAACGUCCAUCAGGAUGGCUGGUAUUUAUAGAUAGCCUCAUCUUAAACUUUCACGUUUUCAAGUUGGACGCUACGAAACAUAACCUAUGUACGGUCAAUGCGAUGUAUAACACCAAGUUUGUGAGUCUUUACGGUUGGUUGACGGAGUUUAAGAAACCCCCAUGAGACGU
Molecule: messenger RNA, 2682 nt
Organism: Neurospora hispaniola
Lineage: Eukaryota; Fungi; Ascomycota; Sordariomycetes; Sordariales; Sordariaceae
Exons: 7
Coding region: 401-2353 (650 amino acids)
Source: RefSeq, a predicted model, not a curated record